GAUUGAGUUCACCCUUAGCGAGUUUGCAGAUGACACAAAGCUGAGUGGUGCAGUUGAUAUACUUGAGGGAAAGGAUGCCAUCCAGGGGGACCUUGACAGGCUUGAGAAGUGGACCACUGUGAACAUCAUGAAGUUCAACGAGGCCAAGUGCAAGGUCCUUCACUUGAAUCAGGGCAGCCCCCAGUGUCAGUACAGUCUGGAUCAUAAAUUGAUUGAGAGCAGCCCUGCAGAGAAGGACUUGGGGAUACUGAUUGAAUGCUCAAGUAUAUCUGACUACUCAGAAAAAAUUAUCAAGGCCAACCACUUGGACAACAUAAUCACAAUAUUUAAAGGUAAAGUGGAAGAAGUUGAAUUACCUGUGGAUAAAGUAGACAUCAUCAUCAGCGAGUGGAUGGGUUACUGUCUGUUCUAUGAGUCAAUGUUAAACACGGUCAUCUUCGCACGAGACAAGUGGCUGAAACCUGGAGGGCUAAUGUUUCCAGACCGAGCUGCUUUGUACGUGGUAGCAAUUGAAGACAGACAGUACAAGGACUUCAAAAUUCACUGGUGGGAGAAUGUGUACGGCUUUGACAUGACCUGUAUUAGGGAUGUUGCCAUGAAGGAGCCUUUGGUGGACAUAGUAGAUCCAAAGCAAGUGGUGACCAAUGCCUGUUUAAUAAAGGAAGUAGAUAUUUAUACAGUAAAGACCGAAGAAUUGGCAUUUACUUCUGCAUUCUGCCUCCAAAUUCAGCGUAAUGAUUACAUUCAUGCCUUGGUCACCUAUUUUAAUAUCGAAUUUACCAAGUGUCAUAAGAAGAUGGGAUUUUCUACAGCACCUGAUGCUCCCUAUACUCACUGGAAGCAAACUGUCUUCUACUUAGAGGACUAUUUAACUGUGAGACGAGGAGAAGAAAUCUAUGGGACUAUAUCCAUGAAACCAAAUGCAAAAAAUGUGCGUGACCUGGAUUUCACAGUAGACUUGGAUUUUAAAGGACAGCUAUGUGAAAUGUCAGUAUCUAAUGACUACAAAAUGCGCUAGCAAGAAACCUUGUAGAGAGAUGAAAAGAAGAAUUUUAUCAAGUCCUGAACUGCUGAACUUCAAGCUAGGAACAACUGUUCACAAGAUUAUUAAAUACUAGAAUGUUUACUCUGAUGGGGAGUGAUAACCUGAUCCUUCGUGCAGACAGUACAGGGGGCUGGGAUCCCACUGUGAAUGUACAGUAUACAGAACUGUAGCUUUUGUCAAACAUAUAGAAAAAAUAAGCAACAGUCUUGAGUGUUCUGGUUAACUUUAGGAUGGCAGAAGAUGCAUCUACAAAUUGUACUACUUACUGUGAAUUUCUGGUUCUUCCAAGCUUUGCAUGUUAAAGAUGAUUAGGGCAGUUUUCUCACUAUGAAAGACCACUACAGCACAUUACUGUGAUAGUAUUACUGGACUUAUAUUCAAUAUAAAUGAAUAUAUAUAUUGUA
Messenger RNA from Cariama cristata (Red-legged seriema), 1449 nucleotides. RefSeq names its product protein arginine N-methyltransferase 8-like. The annotation marks the transcript as partial. Gene Ontology annotation, molecular function: protein-arginine N-methyltransferase activity. The record is from RefSeq and is a predicted model, not a curated record. Gene Ontology annotation, cellular component: plasma membrane. The transcript is spliced from 8 exons. NCBI's taxonomy places the organism in Eukaryota, Metazoa, Chordata, Aves, Cariamiformes, Cariamidae. Gene Ontology annotation, biological process: peptidyl-arginine methylation.